AUGCGGUACCGGCGAGCGUACCUGAGCAACGUGUGCGUUUUACCCGUCGCCAGGCGAACGGGUCUCGGGCGUCGACUGAUGAACCGCGCGAUGAGGGUCGCCAAAGGGUGGGGUGUGGAGAGGCUGUACGUGCACGUGGUGGCCGACAACGUGGGGGCGAGAAAGUUCUACGAGGAUCUCGGGUUCGUCGUCGAGGCGGAGGAGAGCGCGACGUUCGCCGCGGGGCUGAACAGGCCGAGGCGGUUGCUCCUGACGCAGCCGGUGCGCGACGUCCCCGAGUCGGAGUGUUGA
Molecule: messenger RNA, 291 nt
Organism: Micromonas commoda
Lineage: Eukaryota; Viridiplantae; Chlorophyta; Mamiellophyceae; Mamiellales; Mamiellaceae
Exons: 1
Coding region: 1-291 (96 amino acids)
Molecular function (GO): acyltransferase activity, transferring groups other than amino-acyl groups
Source: RefSeq, a predicted model, not a curated record